Molecule: messenger RNA, 2079 nt
Organism: Umbelopsis ramanniana AG
Lineage: Eukaryota; Fungi; Mucoromycota; Umbelopsidomycetes; Umbelopsidales; Umbelopsidaceae
Exons: 6
Coding region: 135-1922 (595 amino acids)
Molecular function (GO): protein binding
Source: RefSeq, a predicted model, not a curated record
CUGAGUGAGUGUCAGCGACGUCAUUUGGUCUGCAAAAAUUGUGCAAGUUCACCUGCCGCCAAAUACUCACCCAGGGAUUUUUAUUUUUUUUGGUUGCUGACUUCGUUCACUUUUGCAAUCACUCAUUGACAGCCAUGGUCGCCGUCAUUAAACCAGACAUUAGUGGUCCAGCUACCUCCAACACCACAGUUACCGAUGCAUCACCUGCAACCGAGAGAAUCAAGAAGUUUUUUGAAGACAAGGACUGGAAGUUUUACGCCGCUGUUUUCGCUGGCGUUGCUGUCGCUGGUGCCGGUGCUUACUAUUUAACUGCUGGCUCAUCGUCCAAGAAGCAAAAGAAGUCCUCUUCUUCCAAGAAGAAGGAGGCUGACGAAGCUACUGGCAAAGGAAAAGCGCCUGCCUCUGAUGCAACCGGCAAAGCUGACAAAACCUCUGAACCAUCAUCUGUUGAUGGCUGGGUUAAUAUGACUCCUGAAGCAAUUGCAUCGCUUACUGACGCUGAUCGCGCUGAAGCUGCUGGUGCCUUGAAGGCUAAGGGAAACUCUUUCUUUAGUAGCAAAAAGUAUCAGGAGGCUAUCGACUUCUAUACUCAAGCUAUCCUUUUCAAGCCGGAUCCCAUCUUCUAUUCCAACCGUGCUGCUUGCUACGCUAAUCUUGGAAAGAGCGAUGAAGUCAUUGCUGAUUGCAACGAAGCUUUGAAAUUGGACUCUACUUAUAUCAAGGCAUUGAACAGACGUGCACAGGCUUUGGAAAAGAAGGGCAAUCUUUCGGAUUCACUUUAUGAUUUCACUUGUGUCUGCAUUCUUGAUGGUUUCAAGAAUGAGACUGCUGCUAAGGCUAUGGAACGCUUGUUGAAGAAGGUUUCCGAGGAGAAAGCAAAGGAGUUGAUCAAGACCAAGAAGCAAAAGUUGCCAUCACCUACCUUUGUCUCAGCUUAUCUUGAUUCUUUCCACCAAGAUCAAACUCCCAUGACCUCCACUGAAGAUGGAAGUGGUGAUGCUUAUUAUAACCGUGCCCGUAAGGCAUUGCAGGAAAAGAAGUAUGAGGAGGCUAUGGAUGCAUUUGAUAAGGCUGUUGAGUUGGGAUGCUCGCAACAAGCUCAGGCUCUCAACAUGCAGGGAACAUUUGUCUUCUUGAAGGGUGAUACUAAGGGUGCCGUUGCUGCAUUCAACAAGGCCAUCGAGCUUGAUCCCAAAUACGUCCAAACUUAUAUCAAGCGUGCCAGCAUCUAUAUGGAGCAAGGUGACAUCGCUGCUACUUUCAAGCAAUUCGAAGAUGCCAUUGGUAUUGACGCUAGCAACCCUGAUAUUUACUAUCAUCGUGGACAAGUUAACUACAUCAAUGGUAACUUUGAAGCUGCCGCCAAGGAUUACAGUGAGAGCAUCAAGUUGGAUGAUUCAUUCGUCUACAGCCAUAUUCAGCUUGGUGUUGUUCAAUACAAGCUCGGCUCUAUUUCUUCUGCUAUGGCAACUUUCAAGAACACUCUCAAGAAGUUUGAAAACAAUGCAGAUGUUCAUAAUUAUUAUGGUGAACUUUUGGCUGAUCAACAAAAGAUCGAGGAGGCUAUGGAGAUGUUUGGCAAGGCUGUGGAACUUGAUGCUAAGAACCCAUUACCUUAUAUUAACAAGGCUAUGUUGAUGUAUCAAGUCAGAGGUGAUGUUCAACAAGCUAUGGAUCUUUGCAAGGGAGCCUUGGAAGCUGAUCCUCUGUGUGACGCCGCCGUUGCAUCUUUGGCUCAAAUUUUGUUGGAGCAAGGUCAGCCUGCUGAAGCUGUACGUUAUUACGAGAUGGCUAUCGAUCUUGCCAGAACGGAGGCUGAACUUGAACACGCUAUUUCGUAUGUUGAAGCCACCAAGACUCAAAUCCGAUUUGCUCAAGAAUAUCCUAGCGCUGUUCCCAAGCUCAAUGCUCUUAGAGGUUAAACAAUAACCAAAUAUCUUCAUUUAACAAAGUUUUUUUUUCCCCCACCAUUUUAUUACAAUUAAAAAUAAAUCCCCUCACCGCUAACGAUGAAAAAUGAAACAACUUCUUUAGUGCGUUUUUUACCUUCCAAAGCCGGUAGACAGCACUGUUAUGCGG